Hermetia illucens (black soldier fly) is the source of this 4413-nucleotide messenger RNA. Its product is annotated as nuclear transcription factor Y subunit alpha. Bases 958 to 4167 code for a protein of 1069 amino acids. The transcript has 8 exons. Lineage: Eukaryota; Metazoa; Arthropoda; Insecta; Diptera; Stratiomyidae. Gene Ontology annotation, molecular function: protein binding. The record is from RefSeq and is a predicted model, not a curated record.
AGCUGCUUCGGUCUCGUUGGUAAUCUGGUGUUAGACGUCGAGCGUGCUGAACGUGUGUCGAGUCCGGGGCUUCUCUGACCAUAUAGUCGUGGCGUCGCAUUGGAGCGUUGUAAUGAGUGGAAUGCUUAAGACGGGGACAGUGAGAAGGCUAUCUACAUCAUUUAGGUAGACACUGACCCAUCGCACACCUGUAUCCACGAGUACGUUCUGGAUUCGCGGAAAUCGUUGAUCCGACUAAUUUCAGCAAUUGUGUGACUUGCGUGUCCCUUUCUCCUUCACAAACGACACUGCCGUGUCCGAGUGGUCCAGGGAGAGGCUGCUUCUGCCAAGCGGUGUCCCAGCGUUUGUUUACAUUAGCAACACUUGCCGUGCACCCUUUUACCUACCGAUUAGAUAGCAUUCUGCGGAUUAGCCUUUUCUUCUGAUUUCUCUGUGAUCCCAGGUAAAGUCCGUUCGCGCUUCUCAGAUGAUAAUUUAAUUAUUUACCUUCGCGGUCGUGAACUAGUGCACACUUUAUUUUGGUGCAUGCUCACUGAUUGUUUUGGUGCCCACUUGCCCGGAUUUCAUUCGGAUUAGAGUGUCCAGUGGAAUGUGAGUGAAUAUAUCUGGCGUCGAUUCCAGAACAUAACUAGAUACCUCGCACCGUCCAAGUUCUUCUACUUUGUUGUUGGUGGCCGAUCAUAUCUUCCUCAACUGUACGUCAUGGAAUUUAGCUGCCCCUCGCCGCGUGGAGUUUCACUAGAAGCCAUGAAUGCCCGCUCAUAAGUGCUUUCGGAAUUUGUUGAAGUGAAUUAUUGAAAUUAAGUGCAAUGACAGUGGUGGCCGGGAAUUAGAGGUUUCGGAAUAAAUAGUGCUCAACACAUCGGAGGCGCUCUGUCGAGUAAUUAGCGUGAAGAAGUUGAACCUGAUUUCCAAAUUUAAUGAAAUACAAAUGCAGAUACAAACUUUCCAUCAAAAAUGCGUUUAUUCAGAACUCGAAAAUCUGAAAACGUAGUUAACACAUUGCAAGGACCAUCGCAUGCGAACAACAAUAAUGAUCAAUCCAUCUCAUAUAUGAAUGACAGCGCUGGCGACACAAUGCUAUCCUUACCAUCAAUAUCAUCAUCACUGCCGGACCUGCACAAUUCGCCAGUAGUGAUAAUAAGUUGCUCGAAUCUCCUAGAAGACCAGUCAAGUCGUCACCAAUACCAAAACCAAACACUGCCCCUCCAUGCUCACCAGCAGCAACAAGAUCACCACCGAUUUCCACAAGCGUUCAGUGACCGAAUCACGAGUAAUACCGGUGUGACGAACAACCAUAGUUACAAUGGGAGAUCAUGUGCAGUGAGCAAGGGUUCUUGCAAUAAAGUUAGUUCCCCUGGUAAUGGUAGGAACGGUGAAAGUGUCAGCGUUGUGAAAAUCAGCGGUGCCGCGUCCACGGAGAAUAUUUUAUCAAAUUAUGAGAAGCCGUCGUCUAUAAGGGGACCAUCGCCGGUAAUGCCAGCAGUAUCAGCAACGAAAACCUCAAUGAUAUCUUCCCAAACGCAGCCAAACGGACACAAUGGUCAUUUACCAGACUGUAAGAUUGUCACAGCUGUGCCAGUGGUCGUGGUAGAAGAUCAUCCACGCCGCGAGACCACAAACAUGUUCACAUGGGGUCGUCGAAUGAGCAAAAAACUCGAUAUCUUGAAACGUCACGACGCCAACAAGCAUCAUGAAAAUUUCAACCAGUCUUCGAUUCGCGCAUCACAACGACAAUAUAGUGAUCAACAGAAACAAGUGACGCUGAAAAAGAGCAAGUCUGGACCAAUAGAUGCCAUCACUUUCAAUGGUGAUCCCGCCGCAAAAUCAACAACUAUGACAAAGGAACGCCAAAAAUCAUUCAAAUCCUUUUUCCACCGCAUCGGCUCAACCGGAAUGCUCAAUCAUAAAUCUCAUAAUUUAAUUGAAGUGCCAAAUACAAAUCAACUGUACAGAAGCAGCUCUACCAGUCAGUUGACCACUUGUUCUUAUGUUAAGUGUGACGACCCAACCGACGGAGUUAGCAUGGUUAAUGGUAAAAUCAAUAAGAGGGCGACAAUCAGUGGUACAUCGCUGAAAUCCUCUAGCUGCGAUGAUAUUGAGAAAGUUGGAAAUGGAAGCACAGGCGAUCAUCCGAAACGCGGAAACUUCCCAUAUGCUUUUUUAAGAUCCAAAUUAUCAGUUUUACCUGAGGAGAAUGGUGGAUCAGUGCUGAAUUAUAAAUCAUCCCUCAACAGUUUGCAUAAUUUGGGGAAUCAUAUUAUGAUCAGUAAAACAAAUUCAAAUCCAUCGAAUGAUGAUAACCUUUCAACAGGUAGUAGUCCCAGCAAACACAACCGAAUUCAGUACAAUAGUAAUGGGGCCAUCAAGCGAUAUUCCUCCGAUGAUAGCACGAUCAGCAGCUGUUCACCUAAAGUCACUAUAUCACGUAACAAUAGUAAUUCGUCUAAGGACUGGGAACCACUCUACCAAAGAUUGAGCAGCUGUUUAAGUUCAAACGAAUCCGGGUAUGACAGCGACAGUAGGAAUGGGGAUGAUCCUCUGAAGAGGUUAAGUAACGGGUUAGCGUCGCUCCGCCCAUCUUGCAAUGGCAACGGUGAUCAGCAAUAUGAAUACGGACCUAUUAGAAGACGUUUCCGGCAAAUUAGACUGGAGCGUGUCAACCCCGAUGAUUGCGUUGGAAUUACGCUGACCCCGCAAACUGUGCCGGGAAGUCCAGGAGAGCCGCAGCUUAGAUAUUUAAUACUUGAUAUUGAUCCAUACGGUUUGGCACACAGAGACGGCCGUUUACGAAUCGGUGACGAAAUUGUAAACGUAAAUAGUCAACACUUGCGUGGUUUGCAGUCCUAUAAAACUGCACAACAGCUUCUAUCGACAUUCAUUGAUAACUGUAUUGACUUGGUUAUUGCCCAUGAUGAGGUGGCUGCAGUUUCAGAUUUUUGCACAAAAAUCCAAGUCGAUAGAAACAGUCUGCAGUCGGAACCACAUAUGACGGUGGAACCAGCACUCACUCUGAAGAAGAAUUAUGCAUCAGCUUCGACGUCCAACUUAGCAUCGUCGUCUAGGAAGAGACUACUGUUUGAAGGAAGAGCCCAUAGCACCGACAGCCUCAGCAAUGUUGAAAUAUGUAGCAUUCAAACCGACAUCACUGACGGCCCCCCACCUAAUACCGAAGGCAAUAAUGCUGUGGUCCAGUCUCGAGAAAAAACUCUCCUGGGAAGACGCUCCUUGAAUAGAUCUCUGGAAAUGACACCUCUCUUCAGUACGUCUGAAUAUACCCCGGUAUACGCCGAUCGGGUUACUAUAUCUAACACAAUCAGUGAUGACGAGAAGUGGCAAUGUCUCAGUCGUAAGCGAGCUGAAGCUCUGACACAAAUGGACUAUGCACAUGUUUUAGGUCUUAAAGCAUCAACGUAUAUAACAGAUAAUCUAACCAAUAACAUCAGGGCAAAUACGACCACCGCUACUAACCUCCAGUCAUUGAAAUCCCCCUUAAAACAACGAAUAUAUAACGAAAUUGACCUAACGGAAAGACCUAGUACAUCACUAAUCAACUUAGAAUGUGUGCCAAAUACUUUUCCUAUUGCAAAUAGUUCUAUGACUGCCACCAAUUAUAACAAGAAUGCAUUAUUGAACACAAGCUUGACUUCAACAUACAGGUCCUUCCGAUUCGGUAAACCACGCUACAGUGCACCACUUACUAGUACAACUACAUUUAAUCCUCAUAACGUGAUUUCAAAUAACAAGAACGGCGAGGGUUGUAAGCAAUCCAGCUCAAGUUCAAGUGCAACCAGCGCUACGCAUAACGAUACUAACGAAUUUGAUGACGGGGGUACAGCCAAUGACGGAUUAGGACGCUGUAUAAUUCGUACAGUCGAUUUUUUCAAAGGACCUGGAAUGAAAUCCCUCGGAUUCAGCAUAGUCGGCGGUAGAGAUUCACCCAAGGGAAUAAUGGGAAUCUUUGUAAAAACGGUUUUUCCUUCGGGACAAGCUGCUGAUGAUGGCACACUCCUAGCAGGUGACGAAAUAAUCGAGAUAAACAAUUGCUCCGUCGAAGGUAAAAGCCACGCCGAAGCUAUCGCUCUGUUCAAGGCAGUCCGUGAAGGAUCAAUAUCCAUAAAAAUUAUUCGGCGAAGGUUGCAAAAAGCGAAUUCACCGGCUGAAUGAGCAUUGCGCAGGCAAACAAGCAGAUUAAGUGUAUACUAAUAGCAGUAGGUGUAGAGGGGUAUAUAACGGACCAUGUUGACCUGUGUUUCAAAGUUAGAAGUUUACACGUAAUUUCCCAAGUGCAAAAUUAGAUAUUAAAUGCAUGCGUUUAUAUAUGUAUUUCGUAAUAAUUAUUUACAAAAUAAUUUAUUAGAAUGUAAAACGAAAUUGUAUUUCUUUCGCAUAAAUAAACAUGAAUCGAAAGCA